This is a messenger RNA of Pseudocercospora fijiensis CIRAD86, 2079 nucleotides long. RefSeq lists its product as uncharacterized. Lineage: Eukaryota; Fungi; Ascomycota; Dothideomycetes; Mycosphaerellales; Mycosphaerellaceae. The record is from RefSeq and is a predicted model, not a curated record. The transcript has 17 exons. The coding region runs from base 1 to 2079 and encodes 692 amino acids.
AUGAACAGGCCAGGGACGUAUGCAACAGUGCGAGCAGCACAGGUCGUUUGUCUGGCCUUCUCACGCUGCCUUGUUUCUUGUAAGAACUACGACGCGUUAGACCCAUCAUGGUGCAUUGGAUCGAUCGGCUACCGCGUGGCAGACGAGCCGCUCCGAGGAUCGACAUUCUCCCUUGCUCUUCAGACUCACAAUCACACACAGCUGCGCAGUAAGCAUAUCAGCAGAAGUCAAAGCCCUGGCACUUGCACCCUUGCAAAGCUUCAAUCCCUCAAACCCACACACACUACAGCGCAGCGCAGCGCAGCAACAUGUUCCUCCAACAGAUGGGAGCCACUUAUAUCAGUGCCUCGAAAGAGCAGUCUCGCUCGCGGUCGCACUCACCAAGAAACUCUCAAGAAAGCGUCAACAGCAAGCACAAGGACCAAAGUAGUAAUCACCAACAUCGACGCUUCUUCCGAUCCGAAUAAUCAUCUUCAAGGCCUUCGAGUGUCCCCUCUGAGCCGGAAGUCGCUGCUCAGCGUGACUGAGUAUGACCAUUUACUCCUCCGCAUUGCGAGCUCGAUACUAGGUCGAUCAGCAGAACUCCUAUCAAUCAGCCCAGCAACGGUUGAGCACUCAGCUUCACCCUUCCUCUGCUACGAAAGCCCACGGACCGGCCCAAAGCAGUUUCACACCACCAUAGAUUAUCCUCCAUUUUCGAAACAAACAUCAUCCCAAACACCUCCACUUGCUGAGAAAAAGCACCCUCAAAUCCCAAACCCCGAAAACCCCCUCACACAACUCUGCUGCCAACACCUCCACCCCCCUCUCUCCAUCUCCCUCCUCCACCUCAAAACCAUCACCGUCUCCCUCUUCAUCCCCCCCUUUCCACCCGUUGUCCCCACACCCAGAAGUAACCAAACACUAGCCGUCCCAGCCUCCUCAUCAACAUUCGCACUCGCAUCCAUAAUCUCCACCGCCAGCUUCACACUCUUAAGAUUUUUUUUCAGUUGGGCGAUAUAUAUGUCUCGACCGAUGACCGGGAUUCGCGAAUUUGGGGUAUCGAUUUCUGCGCGGAAGUCUGGGACUAUGAAGUUUUGGAGACAGGGGUUGGUGAAGUCUUGGUUGGCGAGGGAGGAGGCGAUUUUUAGGGAGCGGGUUUCGAGGUCUUGGGAUAGAGGAUUGGGUGGGCUGCGUUGUGGGAGGUGGAUUGGUGAUGAGAGGGAAGGUUGGGGUUGGAGGAUCUCUAGGGAUGUUGCCAUCUUUUCUUGGCGGGUUUGGAUGUGUGGUUUCUCCACAAGCUGGGAGGACUUUGCACUUGAGAUCGAUUGUUGUGAGUAUGUUCUUGGCCUAGUAUGCCCAGACCCUCGGGAGUUGAUGGCUUGGGAAAGACUGAUGCGACCUCUAUUUGCUGCCCUAACCGCCGACUUGAGUACUUGUAGGACCUUUUCGUUCUUCGCUCCCAAGGAAAUUGAUGCACAAAAUCCUUCGGGCAGUAGACAGGGCCCACCACGUGUUACCGCACCACCGGGACCACAUAAUACAGAUGCCAUUAUAGGCAAGCAGAAACUCGAAUUAGGGCGAUUAGCGAGUAGGGCCAGAAAGCCACGCAUACGAGCUGUUACGAAUGUUUCGGCCGCGAAAGACGCCAUUGCGAGGUCAACCCAGAGCCGUGUAGGGCCGGUCUCAAGGCAGGAAAAAUCCCGAGAUCUUAGGAUCCCUGAAUCUCUGAUGAAUCAUCUCGUGACCAGUGUCUUUGCUGUUGGCAGAUUCGCUGUGUGCUCGUUCUGGACCAAGAUAUCCGGCUGGCGUCCAGCAAGCAAGCCACUGCUGGCUGCGGAACCGGCGCGUCCGGCUCAGCAAUACCUCUCUAGCUCCAUCUUCACGACUCAGCAUUUAACCAACGUUCAAGACUUGACAGUGGUGGAUACUUUGUCUGGCGGCCCAGUGUGCGUUUAUGUAGAAGUCUUGGAGCGAAAGCCUACCAUUGCUGAAGGACUGCGAGAUGUCAUUUCGGUCCAGCCUGGUAGUUUGGCCUGCGUACUUUACACAAAUCUUUGCCAAGCCCAAGCAGCACUUCUUGCGAGAGUUAGUAACUGA